AUCAAAGUCAGCAACUAGGUUAACUUGCCAAACAGUACUCAUUUUCAUCAUUCGAAAAACACAAACAAAUAAAAAUGGACCUAAAAAUUGAGGAAAUGGACCUGUACGAAAUCCUGGAAAUAGAGCCCUCAAGCAGUUCGGCCGAGAUUAAGAAAGCCUACAGGAAAAAGGCGCUGCAAUGCCAUCCUGACAAGAAUCCUGACGAUCCUGAGGCUGCCAAGAAGUUUCAUCAGUUAACUAAAAUUCUAGAAGUGCUCACAGACGAAGCUGCAAAGGCUGCCUACGACCGAGUGUUAAAAGGCAAGAAAGAAGCAGUGGUAAGGCACCAAGAGCUAGACAGCAAACGACGUAAACUGAAGGAGGACUUGGAAGCCCGAGAACGACUUGCCGCAGGGGGUUUCAGGAGACAAAAAUCUGAAGCGCAACAACUACGAGAAGAAAUCGACAGAUUGCGCAAAGAAGGCUCGAAGCAAGUGGACGAAGAAAUCCAGAAUGUUUUGCGAUCAUUGAGUGAGGAAAAAAGUCGGAUGCAAAGCCAAGGGAAUGGAGCAGCUUGCCGCGUGAAAAUAAAUUGGAAAGCCGAUAAAAAGGACGAGACAAACGGUGGUUACACGCAGGAAAUGUUGCACAACUUUUUGUCAAAAUAUGGGGACAUUCAAGCGCUGAUUGUGUCAUCCAAGAAGAAAGGCAGUGCGAUGGUGGAGUUUAAGGAGCAGAAAGCUGCUGAAAUGGCUGUGGAUUUUGAAUUGGGGCUGUCAGCGAACCCUUUGAAAUUAUCGUGGGUAAACGGGCCCCCUAAGCACGAUUCGAGUCAAGCCAAAAGUGACCUGAUAAAAGAAACUGACUUUGAGAGUGUUACCUUGAUGAACAUGAGGAGAGCUGAAGAAAGGAAGAAGCUAAUAGAGCAGAUGAUAGCUGAUGACUUGGCGUAGAUGUUUACAUUAUUGUGAAGCAUCACAGCGAGUAAGAAUAGAUGUACAUACUUACAGUAAGUGAUUAAACAAGUGUUUCAUA
Dendroctonus ponderosae (mountain pine beetle) is the source of this 1014-nucleotide messenger RNA. Its product is annotated as dnaJ homolog subfamily C member 17. Gene Ontology annotation, cellular component: spliceosomal complex. The transcript has a single exon. The coding region runs from base 75 to 932 and encodes 285 amino acids. Gene Ontology annotation, biological process: spliceosomal complex disassembly. Lineage: Eukaryota; Metazoa; Arthropoda; Insecta; Coleoptera; Curculionidae. Gene Ontology annotation, molecular function: RNA binding. The record is from RefSeq and is a predicted model, not a curated record.